CAGCAGACGAAACAGGUGCAUCGAGCAGUUAUGCAGGCCCUCCUGGUAUUCGCCUUGGCGUCGCUGGCGGCGAUGGCCGCGGGCGAAGCGCCCUCCACCAGCUACGGCGCGCCCUCCCGCCAGCUGCCAGGCCAGCCUCAGCGGCUCCAGGCGCAGCAGAAGCAGCAGCAGCAGCCACAGGCCUUCGCCCAGUCGCAGGCGCAGCCGUCAUUCGCUGCCCCGCAGCCAGUCUCUGGACUUUCCGCAGCCAGCUUCCGCCCCCAGUUCUUCAUUCCUGCACAGGACUUCUCUCGCCUCACUGACUCCUACCAACUGCCUACGUUCACCACCUCCGCCCCCACCACCACUGAGGCUGCCACCACCACUACUGAGGCUCCUUACAACUACGGCAAGGCGGAGCUGCGUGAGGCGGAGGAGAGCGGCGUGUACUACGUGCUGCAGCCAGACGGCCGCCUGCAGCGCAUCGCCUACGCCCACGGUCCCGCCCCCGUCUCCGCCGCCCCCAAGCAGCAGCAGCGCGCUGCCUCCAGUGAGCUGUCUGCUUUGCAGCAGCCAGUGCUCACCCCCGGCUACCUGGCGCGCUUCCAGUACCAGGACCUGCAUCCUGCCGGCGCUCCCAUCUACUCCUACAAACAACCCGAGCUCGUGCGCAUCAACUAG
Molecule: messenger RNA, 660 nt
Organism: Schistocerca gregaria
Lineage: Eukaryota; Metazoa; Arthropoda; Insecta; Orthoptera; Acrididae
Exons: 3
Coding region: 31-660 (209 amino acids)
Source: RefSeq, a predicted model, not a curated record